UACUUGACAUCUAAUGAGGUUUUCUUCCUGCCCUUAGUGACAGAGUUUAAUACAGUCUGUUCUGGACGUGGGAAACUGGUUAAUGGCCUCUGUGCUUGCAACAGACUAAAUCUGGGCAACGUGUGUCAGUAUGAAGAUGAGUGCUGGUCUGAUGAAGAUUGUGGCUCUCAUGGUAAAUGUAUUGAUGUCAAAGCAACUACUUAUCCCAAGAUGCAGUGUUUCUGUCAGCCUGGUUGGUUUGGUGAAAAGUGUGCUAAAAAGUCUUCUGUGAAAACAACGUCCGUAGACCUCAGCCAGUAUACCAGUAAAGAUUUGUAUUAUAAACUAUUUACAUCUUCUGAUGUUCAGGAAACAAACGAAAUAGAAGCUGUUUUGCAAGCAGAAAGCACGAGUUACUUGGCUGUUGGUUGGAGACCACAAGGAAUAACAUCCAACUGCAAGGCAUUUCCAGUUGUUGAUAAUAGAAGAAGCAAUCAGCGAUCUCUUGAAACCGAUGUAAUUAAGAUACAGCAGGUUGGAGAUCACAAGCAUAGUGAAGAAGAUGUUAAAGGUAAAUUAAAGCAAAAUAUUGAAGGGGAGCCAGAGCCGACCGCCGAAGGGAAGCCAGAGCCGACCGCCGAGGGGAAGCCAGAGCCCAGUUCUGAAAGAACAUUAGAACCAAGAGCUUCAGAAACACCUGAACCACUUGCUGAGAGAACAACUGAAGCUACACCUGAAUCUGACUUUGAAGAUAUAACAAAUAACCAUGAUGAAAACAUUAUUUAUCUCGCGUCUAGCUCUGCACCUGUGACAGAAGACAGUAAGACUGCUGUUGUUGGGGUUCCAUUGGGUGUUGGGCCAAGUGAUGGUUUGGAGAGAAAACUCUUUGUUUUCAAUAAUCGUUUUCCACGACAAGCUGUAUUGCUCUUUCCAUCAGCUUCGGGAAAUAACUCGGAGCCUCGUGCUGAACCUAAAACUGAAGCAGGUAUACAACAUGAUGAUCAUGCUCAUUCAGAACCUGAGCCAGGUACCCUUGGAGAACCUGAACCAAUUAAUUCUCAAGAUCAAACAUCUACUACUGAUGCCGAUUCCAAAAGCAAAUCUUUACAUUCAUAUCCAUCCCCCACAAGCUAUACGCCAAAAUUUGAGUUGCAUCCAAUGGACUGUUCAGAUAUAGUAAUUGGUACAGUAAGGGGAAAUCUGAGCCGUGUGUUUGACUACUAUACUCGUGAUCGAUCUACGCCACGGGUAGACAGUUAUUAUGGGGGUAGUGACACACUUACAGCAGCAGUGGGAUUUGAAAAAGAUGGGAAAACAACAAUACUGUUUAGGAAAAAAAUUGAAGCUGAAGAGCUCACUGACCACACCAUUGAAAAUGCUGAAAUGGACAUCAUCUGGGCACUUGGCCAAGAGCCUGGAAACUACAUUCAUCGGCCAGCUACAGGUCUAGAAGCUGGUAAUGCGAAGGUCAAGGAUUUCUAUAGAUCUGAUGAAGUAAAGUAUCAUGGCCAUGGCCAACAGCGAGGGAAAACUACUUUGAAUUUCUAUGAAGAGAGAAAAGUAAAAAAUGAGGUUGACGAGCCGGUUGAGAAAAGAAUCGAAGGUUGCGCCGGUGAAUGGAAACAUCCGAGAGACUGUGAGGAUGACAGCUGUGAGUACAUUGCUAGAUGGUACUUCCAUGAAUCAAAAGAUGAAAUAUACUUCUGGAUCAGCAGUAGUCAUCCUGAUAAGUGGACAGGUAUUGGCUUCUCUAAAGAUAAAGAUAUGGCCAACUCGGAUGCCAUUAUUGGUUGGAUGAGUAGCAACGGCAAGGUCUCCAUAUUUGACUCAUGGCUAACAGGUUAUAGUCAUCCUGAAUAUGACUUAAAACAGAGUGCCUACAACGCUACUGGUAAAAUACAGAAUGGGAUGGUGACUCUCCAGUUUAUUAGAAAACGAAACACUGGAGAUACUGACCAGGAUGUCCUUUUCUCUGAUCAAGAGUGUCUUUAUUUUAUGUUUCCUGUCAGAGGAGGCCAGUAUGACAAUGCUUUUAAACAAAUAUCUGUCCAUGAGGUUUCACCCUCUGUCUCACUUGUGUGUAUUCAGAGUUGUCCAGUACCAGUUUUAAAUCAAAACGAGGAGGCAAAAACAGAACCUGAACCAAGCAGCGAACCUGAACCUAACAGUAAGCCUGAUGAGAGUUCUAAACCUGAACCUAACAGUAAGCCCGAUGAGAGUUCUAAACCUGAACCUAACAGUAAGCCCGAUGAGAGUUCUAAACCUGAACCUAAAAGUAAGCCAAAAGAAGAAGACAUGGUUCAAUGUAUGGGUGAGUGGAAGUCUCCAACAGACUGUAAGGGUUACGGAUGUGACUACAGGGCAGUGUGGAAAUACGUCGACAAGUCUGAUGAGAUAACCUUUACUAUUAGUACAAAGAAUCACAACAAGUGGACUGGAAUUGCCUUCUCAAAAGAUAAAAAAAUGGAAGCAACUGAUGCUAUUUUAGGCUGGGUGGAGGAGAACGGAAGAUUUUUUAUAAUGGACACGUGGUUAGCAGAUUACAAACAACCAUCCCUGGAUCCCAGUCAGAGCAUCAGCAAUAUGAGUGGUUGGCGAGAAGAUGGAAUAACUACUCUAAAGUUUAGUAGAAAGCGAUAUACAGGAGACUUGGAGCGAGAUCUUCAUUUUACGGACAGCGAGUGUUUGUACAUGUUCUUUCCCGUUCAUGGUGGUGUUUUCAAUGCUGUAAACAAGAAGAUUCGACAACAUGAGUCAACUCCCAAGAUCUCUGAAAAUAAAAUCUGUAUCAAGAGUUGCACACAAAAACAUGAUGAGGUAAUUCUUGCUGUUACAACUCCUACAUCUACUCCAGCUCCAAAGCUGACAUCUAAGCUGCCCAAGAUUAGAAGGCCUGUACUUCGUUUUCCCACUUUUCGAACUCCCAGCACUCCUUUGCAGAAAACUACCACUUCAACCACCAGUACUACACCAUCUCCACCACCACCACCACCACCAACAACAACAACCUUAAUAACAACAAGUCACUCCCGUAUUAGUCCACCAGUAACGUUGAUGACAACAUUACCCGCUCCACAGAAAAUGGAAUACAAAGUAGAAGUUAAACUUCCACAACAGUGGAAUUUAAACCUGAAGAAAAGGGACUCGGCAGAAUACCGUAAUUUGCAGAAGCAGAUAUUGGAAGAUAUGAGUGUUGUUUUAACUUCAGUUGAUGGAUUUGAAGGGGUAGAAGUUACAGAACUUGCCAGUGCACAAGAUGAUGAUGGUAUUAUUGCCCAAAUGAAUGUCAUCAUUGUGGAUAAACUUCUACAAAAGGAGGAUUGGCGAGUUGAAGAUCACCACCACCACCAUAUGGAAGAAUUAUCAAAGAAACUGAAUGAAACAGUAAAAGGAGGAUAUAUUGGUACACUCCAAGUUGAUCCAGCCUACCUUAUUAUCCAGCCUGCUACAAGAGUUCAGCAAUCCAGUCCUAAUGAAAAUAUCGUUGAGCAAGGAUCUAAAGAUUCAGAUCUUCCAGAAAAAGGUGACAGUGAGGUUUACAUCAUCAUAGGAGGGAUAGCAGCUCUUAUUCUUCUUAUCGUUAUUCAAGCCAGCUGUAUGAUCUACAGGGACAGAAGAAAUCGACAGCACUCCCAUGCGAAGGAACAAUUGAUCAAUUCUCACUGGAAGGACUACGCAACAGCCAGCAGUACUUAUAGCUACGAGAACUUUGCAAUGAGAGAAGAUGACGGUAAGGUAAGCAAGCACCCUGUAGGAUCCGUGUCCAAUGGUAGUGCUGUUUCCCGAAAGAGUGCGACGUCUCAUCCUAGUGCCAACGGAAAAAGUAACGGUCGUUCUGGACAUUCUCGUCCUCUCCCACCAGCUGGACACAGUCGCACUCUAGAACGUAUUUCUUCUCGUCACAGUGAUGGUUUCUCUAACAUGUCUGGAUAUUCCAGUGCAUACGCCACUCAUGACAGAUCUCUCCGAUCUGCUUCUAGUACCUUGAGGGCUCAACAAGAGCUUCAACCAGACUUUUACUUCAUGCCACAUCAGCGGCGCUACUCGGGAGAAGUUGUACGGGUGUAUGUGGACUAUAAUAAUCCCGAGUACAGUGGGAAAUGAAAAAUAUGCAUGUCUCUAACUUCAUCUAUCUUUUAUCUCAUUUACCCUAUAAUAAAUGGGCAGUGUUAUACGAACAAAAGCAAGAUUGUAAUUUGGCAAACUAUAUUUUAUGGAUUUAAUCAAGUGUGUAACUAUCACAGUGAUUUGUUCGUGUCACUUGUAUUUCUUCCAACUGACCACCUAGAGGGAUUGUUCCACUAACAUAGUUGUACAUAAUCAUGAUUUUAUAAAAUAAUAAACUACAAGGUUGUGCCAGUCCAUAAAAAAGACAUUUUGUAAAUUUCUCUAAGCAAGUGUGCGAAUUAUUUAGCCCUUGUUUCUUUUCUUAUACUGACCACUCAGGGUGUGAUCUUGAAUUAUUUUUUAUGUAGUGUUUUAAACUAGAAGUAAUGAAAACUUGGGAAUACCAAGUUAUGUCACGUAAAACAAACUUCGGUUUCUUGAUAACGUUGUGAGUACGACAGAAUUAAUUUGUUUUCCAAAAUAUAAUAAAAAAAAGAAUUUUACUCGGAUUGUUCAGAUAUAUUUUUUUCCUAAAGUCUGAUAAAUAUUUGUCACAAAACACUUCUUUUUAUUAAACUCUACAGACCAAAUUUAGCCUGCUAACACAAAAUAAACCUUUCUUCUUCUUGUUGAAAAUAGUUGUAGUAGUGUUACAAAUCUUUUAUGACCAAUAUAUGAUCCUGUUUGUGUAAAUCAUCCAACUCGUAUAAAACAAGGAUGACACGUUAGUGUAUAAUUCUAUACUUUUAAUCAAUAGGUAUUUAAAUUUAAGUUGUACUUUAGAAUGUAUAUCGUGCUAACCUUUGAGCUUUAAGUGUAUGUAUAGAUUAACAGGUUCAGUGCUUUUAUUUAUUUUUCUCAUUUCACUAGAUUCUUGUGAAUAAGACUGAAGGUUACGAGUACAAAGCCAGUGACUUGUGUUAUGAGGUUCAUUUAAUCAUUAUUUUUUUGUGACGAAAUUAAAAAAAUAAUGAUUAAAUGAAACACAUUACAUGAGUCGCAGGCAUGAACUUCUAUGGAACUACAGAUGACGAAAAAUUUUGUUUACAUUGUUGGAGAAGUAACAGAUUAAACAAUGAAUAAGCCUACACGUAACGUACGUGGUCUCGAUAUUCGGGCUUAACGGUAAGUGUACAUGAAGUUAAAUAUUAAUUUUGUCGAGGUUUAAAGUCCAAGGAAGAAAACUGAAGCUGAAUAACACUCAUUAACGACCAAGAUGAUAACUGGUAUGUUUAAUAUCUUACAUAAAUGUAAGGAGGGAUCAUUAAAGACCAAGAUGAUGUAAAUGUAAGGAGGGAUGCAGAUGUUUAAUGUUGAAUCUUAGUUGAGCUAACUUACCACUAAUGAGAAUAUUAUAAUAAACGAAGGUGUGUGAAGACAUUGAAUUUAUUGCUCAAUGAUAGUUUGAAAAGCUAUCAAUUGGAACGUGUCUUUAUGUGAAAUAAAAGUUUUA
Messenger RNA from Limulus polyphemus (Atlantic horseshoe crab), 5539 nucleotides. RefSeq lists its product as uncharacterized. The annotation marks the transcript as partial. The record is from RefSeq and is a predicted model, not a curated record. The transcript is spliced from 17 exons. NCBI's taxonomy places the organism in Eukaryota, Metazoa, Arthropoda, Merostomata, Xiphosura, Limulidae.